AUGGAACCAGUUCAACUGGGUACAAGCUUAGACCUUGAGCAGGGCAGCGCGGUGGUCAGAGCAGGGGCAGCUGGGCAGUGGGAGCGCAGACUGAAAAAAAUACAGACCACCACGACGCUGCUCGUUACUCUGGCUCUGAUCCGCUGUUUUACCAGGGGUCUAAUUAGCCCCGUGUCUGCCUCCUUCCUGAACAGGCCUGAGAUCCUAUCUAAAGAGCCACAGCCUUCAUAUAGCAGCUCCCUGCUCCAGGUGGCCAGGCGGGAAUUCCAGACCAGCGUGGUCUCUCCGGGCAAAUUUAUUGGUGCUGAGACCAAAUUUAUUGGUGCUGAGACCACCACAGUGUGUGUGGCUGGCUCAGGGGCUGGCAUUGGGACCGUGUUUGGCAGCUUGAUCAUCCGUUAUGCCAGGAACCCGUCUCUCAAGCAGCAGCUCUUCUCCUAUGCCAUCCUGGGCUUUGCCCUGUCUGAGGCCAUGGGGCUCUUCUGUUUGAUGGUCGCCUUCGUCAUCCUCUUCACCAUGUGAGGCUCCGUGGGGGGUGACCUACCCAUCCCU
This is a messenger RNA of Sorex fumeus (smoky shrew), 552 nucleotides long. Its product is annotated as ATP synthase F(0) complex subunit C1, mitochondrial-like. Bases 1 to 522 code for a protein of 173 amino acids. Gene Ontology annotation, biological process: proton motive force-driven ATP synthesis; proton transmembrane transport. The record is from RefSeq and is a predicted model, not a curated record. The transcript is spliced from 2 exons. Gene Ontology annotation, molecular function: proton transmembrane transporter activity. NCBI's taxonomy places the organism in Eukaryota, Metazoa, Chordata, Mammalia, Eulipotyphla, Soricidae.